AUGGCGAAGCACAGACUAGACGGCGGGUUAGGGUUUAAAUCGAUCCAUGAGUUUAACUUAGCCAUACUUGGUAAGCAGGGUUGGAACAUUAUUACCAGGCCUCAUUCUUUAGUGGCCUGCGUUCUUAAGGCUCGUUAUUUUUCGACAAUGUCAGUUUCUAUUUGGUCUCACUCUUGGUUGAAAGAGGCGCCCGACUCAUUGGUUUCUACACCCCCUCCUCCGAACUGUACUCUUUAUGUUGUUGCAGAUCUUAUGAUCGGCCAUAGAUGGAAUAAGAGUUUAAUAGCUCAGUUGUUCAAUGACAGAGAUAGGAGUUGUAUUUUGAACAUCCCUCUAAGUCUUUCUUCGCACCUAGAUGUGUGGUGCUGGAAGUUUGCGUCCAAAGGUCACUAUUCUGUCAAGAGUGCUUACAGAUUUCUGUCCAGGAGAGUUCCGGUUGAUUCGAUGUGUCCGUUGUGUCAUGAGGCUCCUAAGACUGUCUUGCAUAUUCUUGUUCAAUGUCCUUUUGCCCGCAGUUGCUGGUUGAGUUCGCCUUUGGGUUGGCCUGCAUUCUCCGCUGCCUCUCUUAGGGAGUGGUUCUCUUUAGCCUUCCUUACUGCUUCUGCGGAGAAUGCUUCCCUUAUUCUAAUGAUAUGUUGGGCUUUGUGGCAUAACAGAAAUAAUGUUGUUUGGAAAGUUCAGGAUCGAACUACGAGUGGUGUGUUCUUCAUGGCACUGAAUUUUUUGCAGCAAUGGAGAGGGCCUGUUCUGAUUCUACCAGCUGCACCAAUAUUUUCACUAGGCUUCGGCUGUGUAGUCCGAGAUGCUAAUGGUAGAUUUAUGGCGGCUAAAGCAGGCUUUUUUUGCAGUCAGAUGGAGGUUAAGUGUGCUGAGGCAAUGGCUUUUCGAGAGGCGUUGAGUUGGAUUAAAGAGUGCAGAUGGGAUCAAGUUCUUUUUGAAUCGGAUGCUCAGGUUCUUGUUGUGUCCAUUAACAGUGUUUCGUUAGAUGAUUUAUAA
Messenger RNA from Manihot esculenta (cassava), 996 nucleotides. RefSeq lists its product as uncharacterized. The coding region runs from base 1 to 996 and encodes 331 amino acids. The record is from RefSeq and is a predicted model, not a curated record. NCBI's taxonomy places the organism in Eukaryota, Viridiplantae, Streptophyta, Magnoliopsida, Malpighiales, Euphorbiaceae. The transcript is spliced from 4 exons. Gene Ontology annotation, molecular function: RNA-DNA hybrid ribonuclease activity; nucleic acid binding.